UGGAACCAGUGGUUGCCAUAGGCGAAGGUCGAGAGCUGCCAUGCACCAGACAUCACACCUUUCAAAUUCUGGAGCAAGACAUGAGCUCUGAUCAAGCCCAUCGCGAUCACAAAUCAUGCCAAAAAACGAUGGAGGAGAAAGGCUACUUAACGAGCUGGGCUACAGGCUGGGUCAAACAUUAGGGGAGGGCAGCUUCUCCAAGGUGAAAGCAGCCACCUCCAGCAAACACAAGGGCCCCUUAGCCGUCAAGGUGGUGGAUCGGCAACGAGCAUCCCGAGCUGUCGUGUACAAGUUUCUGCCUCGGGAGCUCUCCAUCGUGCGCAAGAUCCAGCACCCCAACAUUGUGCACGUCUUUGAGCUCAUCGAGGUCUGCAACAGGAAGCUCUACAUCGUGAUGGAAGCCAUGGACACUACCCUGCUGCAGCUGGUGGAGCACCUGGGAAAGCUGCCCUGCGUGCCCAAGGCCCGGGACAUCUUUGUGCAGGUCGUGAGGGCUGUGCGCUACCUGCACGACCGCAACUUGGUGCACCGGGACCUCAAGUGUGAGAACGUGCUGCUCACCGCCGACGGCCGCCGCGCCAAGAUCAGUGACUUUGGCUUUAGCAAGGAGAUCCACGGCUACCCGGACCUGAGCACCACGUUCUGUGGGACAGCAGCCUUUGCUUCCCCAGAAGUGCUGAUGGGCAUCCCCUAUGACCCCAAGAAGUACGACAUGUGGAGCUUGGGGGUGAUGCUCUACAUGAUGGUGGUCGGCCGUGUUCCCUUUGAUGAUACCAACAUCCAGAGCAUGCCUCAGCUGCAGAAGAAAGGGGUGCUGUACCCAGAGGAGCUGCCCCCACUGCCAGAGCCCUGCCAAGCCCUCAUUGCCCAACUGCUCCAGUUCAUCCCGUCUUCCCGACCUGGCGCAGGGCAGGUGGCCAAGAACCGCUGGCUGAAUGGAGGCAUCUGAAGGAGAGAGACCUCCAUGAAGGUUCUGGAGGAGCAGUAACACUUUGGUGCAAUAAAUGCUGUUGUGAAAAAGCA
Molecule: messenger RNA, 1023 nt
Organism: Chiroxiphia lanceolata (lance-tailed manakin)
Lineage: Eukaryota; Metazoa; Chordata; Aves; Passeriformes; Pipridae
Gene: TSSK6
Product: testis specific serine kinase 6
Exons: 1
Coding region: 116-949 (277 amino acids)
Biological process (GO): microtubule cytoskeleton organization; intracellular signal transduction; protein phosphorylation
Cellular component (GO): cytoplasm
Molecular function (GO): protein serine/threonine kinase activity; tau-protein kinase activity; ATP binding
Source: RefSeq, a predicted model, not a curated record